Messenger RNA from Sporothrix brasiliensis 5110, 1308 nucleotides. RefSeq lists its product as uncharacterized. Bases 1 to 1308 code for a protein of 435 amino acids. The record is from RefSeq and is a predicted model, not a curated record. NCBI's taxonomy places the organism in Eukaryota, Fungi, Ascomycota, Sordariomycetes, Ophiostomatales, Ophiostomataceae. The transcript has a single exon.
AUGGCGUGGUAUUCGUUUAUCCGCGACGAGCGCCUCGUCGGCUUGGGCCUGAUGGCCGCUGCCACGGUCGGCAUGUACGUGGGAGUGCGCGCGGCGCUGCAGCCGUACCAUGCCUCCAGUGUGGUCUACCCGGCGAUGCCCAAGACGCAGUACAUUACGCAAGACACCGAGGACUCGCUGUCCGCCGACACCCUCAACAGCCUGCUCGACCACUACAACUUUUCGAUCCGCGAGACGGCCGCCAAGAUCGUGUGCGAUCGGGCCAUCAACGACGACGCCACGCUGCGGCGUUUGCUCUGGGGCAUGGGCCGGCCGGCGUACGACGAACGCAUGAUGAGCCUGCGCGCGCUGUCGAUGCUGACGGACCAGACCACUAUGCACCGGCUCAACUCCAAGGAGGCGUUUGCCGCGUUUGUGCGGUGUCUCGAGCAGUGCAUGGCGACCAACGUGCGCGAGGGCGUCGGCGUCGACGGCAUCGGCAGCGACGAGGGCAGCACCCUGAUCGACGACAUUUACUUUGACGACUACUACCUGCGCGACUACUCGGAGAAGCUGUGCCUCAUGUUCUUGGCGCAGCUGACCGACAAGUACGACAUUGACCUGCUCGUGCGCGUCGGGUUUGUCGAGCGCUGGCUGGCCAAGCAGCGCUGGGGCCCGCCGGCCGCGCGCGCCGACAACUGGGCGAGUUUUGUGCGGCACCGCGACAACCGCAUCGCGGACAUUUGCCGGCGCCUGCGGGACACGCUGCUGGGGCGCAGUGCGCUGCGGAAAGCCGGGCUGUUGGAGGUCGUCCCGCCCAGCGCACGUCAAGGCGCGCGGUCGCACAGCCACAAGCAGCUGGAUCUGCUGCAGCUGCCGCUGUCGCCCCUGGAUGCGCCGCUGCGGCUGGAGCUGCGGACGUCGCCGUUGCAGGUCAGAGCGAUCGGUGCCACAGGCGUCGAGGUCGAGGCUGCCGACGUUGCCGCGGAACACGCGCGAGGCACCGAUGGCGAGGUGCCUGCGGCGGUUUUGACCAAUGUGCGCACCGUUCUGAGUGCUCUGGACGGGUUGGCCGACGGCGAUGGCGACGGCGACGGUGCAGCGGAAGCCGUUGACGGCGUGGACGGCGACGACGUCGAGGGCGAUGCGCAAUCGGCUGCAGGCGGCCCAAGCACGUCUGCGCCCACGCGCCCACGUCAACCGCGACCACCCAUCCAGAGCUCCCGUGAAGAGCAGCGCAUUCGGCGCCAACACCGCGAGGCGAUGGUGCUCAACGACGGGACGCGGCCGCUGCGACGCGACGACAUAUUUGAGCGGGAAAGCGACUGA